Messenger RNA from Phaeodactylum tricornutum CCAP 1055/1, 7026 nucleotides. RefSeq lists its product with no specific name. Bases 1 to 7026 code for a protein of 2341 amino acids. The transcript has 5 exons. Gene Ontology annotation, cellular component: nucleus. Lineage: Eukaryota; Bacillariophyta; Bacillariophyceae; Surirellales; Neidiaceae. The record is from RefSeq and is a predicted model, not a curated record. Gene Ontology annotation, molecular function: nucleosome binding. Gene Ontology annotation, biological process: chromatin organization.
AUGGUUUGGGAAGGAGCGAACGUCCGCCAAUCGGUCGAGUCGGUGGAGGAUACGAAUGCGGUGACUGCCGCCGGUGCCGGCAACAAACGGUACACGAAGGAAACCGUCGAAGCCGCUCUGUCACGUCUGCAUACUUCUUACGCCACCGCCAUGGAAUGUCUGGGUGCCUGGCAUCGCGCGGAUCAGGCUUUGCGUCGGGGUGAUUCUAUCGCACAGACCGAGCAACGACCUGGAUCACAAGCGGGGACGCUCCGAGAUGUGGGUCAAACAACCCGACAAUUAUUUGAAUCGGCACUAUUGAGGAAUCCGUUAGUAGCUCAACACGCUCCGGCAUUCCACGAUUACUAUUCAAAGGAUUAUGUUUGGGAAGCUCCACCUACCUUGACUUCAGCGGGUCACCGGGAAACGGUACGACGGGUAGCCUAUUUGUCGCUCGUGAACUACGCUGAUUUGCUAUUGUCGGGAUGCGCUUGUCCGAUUCCUAGAUUGCCUCCACGCACGGGACAGAAGGAACAUUUGCUCGACAAGGGAAUCACGCAACCGCUUGCCACGUUCCGCGAGGAAAAGCACUGCUGUUGGAAUAGACCGCGGAACGAUACCGAAACGAGCCCGGUAGGGGAUUCGGACACUGAAGAUCCAGUCGAAACAACGCGUCGGGCGUUGACGGUCCUCUUGGACGCCACUGCUCUCGAUCCUACUGACCCUCUGGUAUGGCUCAAGCUUUCCUGUCUUGCUCGACGAUUAGGUCGCCUCAAAACAGCAGUAGCCAUGAAAGACGACACGCUGUUGCUACCUUACCGACGUUUAGAACGGCACGGAUUGGAAAUGGCCCGCAUCGCUUUGCCUCCAAACGUUCCUCCUAAUCGUCUCGUGUUACGGGCCUUGGUGGAAUUGGAAGAGGAGGAAACGAUAUUCUUUACGAACGGUUACGACUCGGGUCCUCUACUCCAAGAUGUGAUGGAAAUCCGCCUCUCCAUUCCUCGUUACUCGUGGUCGAUUUUGGGUCGGAUGCUCAUGCGGGUUUGUCGCGAAGGCAAUUUAUACACUGUCACAGCAACGGCUCCACACACAAAUAGUCAUCGUCAUCGUGGUUUGUCUGGCCCGCUACGCAGUGCGCCUCUGGUCCGGUUGGAACUCUCUCCCUUGUUGGCGGUACCGUCGAUGGUAUUGGCCGGUAUUUGCCAGUUCCUUACACCGGCCGAAUUGGCGCGGCUGGAAAUGACCUGCCGGGGCUUGUCCUACGCCGUCAUCGCGGCGAGGGCAGUUCACGAUCACGAACAGGAUUUGCGGGCGUCGCGACAGGGAAAUCUCAAUCCUGCCAAGCUGGCUCCUCUAGGCAGUGGGCAACCAAAACCUGUGGUUGCCGAGACUGCCAGCGACAAUCGCUCAACGGAGGUUAUUCUUGAGGUUGAUCCGAAUGGGGACGCCGCAACGACUGACGUAAAUCGGAAAUCGAGAAAGAAAGAUCAUCAGACGGAAGAGAAACGAGAGAACCAAAGAGUGUCGAAACGGGUGCGAUCACAAAUGAUAACCUCUGGAAAGAGGGCCGAGCGCAGUAGCCGACGUUCGUCUUUGGAGUAUUGCGUGGUUGCGGCCACUAUGGACUGCGCCCCCGGCGAUUCUAAGUACGAUCAGUUGCGGCGAGAAAAGAUUGACUGGGACCAUUUGCUUGACUUGCCCCCCACUCCAUCUGCACUAUCUGCAUACUGGGCGCGCAGUUUGGCCGAUCCUACACCUUUGCGAACUAUUUCUUUAGAUGUGUUUCCUCGUGACAGGCAAGCUCGAGAACGAAUCAGCUCCUCGUCGUUGACGUCUUUUGUGAACGAAUGGGGAGGGCUCGACAAGCCAGAGCGCCGUGCAGUGACCCCUUUGGGCCUUCUGUUUGGAUUUGUUGCGCAUGCGUCAUUGCAUCGAAACGGGUGGACCUGUGGUGCUUUCGACGUGCUUGAUAGAAUUCUGACUCCGUGCUGGUCGACAUGCAAUCGAAACGCACCUGGUCGUUUGAAUUCAAUGAACGUUUUUGCUGUCGACUUGCUUCAUGUAGAGCUCCGGCUCAAGCGCUGUGAGCGGGAUGAUUCGGGGGACACCGAACUUGAUGGUGACGCGAGUUUUUUGUCUCGCUCAGUUCCUGUGCUUGUGUCCUUAGUUGAUGACCUAGAUGAGAUAUACUCGGGACCGUCUUUUGCGAAGUUGUGGGUGGUCCUUAAAGUGAGGUGUCUCUGGCUUGCGGCGGCCUUCUAUAUGUGGCGAGGUCGAAUUGCGCUUUGCGUCUUCGAGUCGCGCGAAGCGGAAAAAGAAGGGCUUACAUUUGUUGCAAAAUUGUUAGACCUCAUGGUGAAAGCACAGGUUGGGGCAGUGUUGACACCUCACUUAGAAUCUCCGACACGAAGUGGACUGCACUGGAGGGAGCUGUCGGUCUCGUCGCUUCGUACGUACCAAAACGAAAUCCAAGCGUCCUCUGUUGUGCUUCUAGCUCAAGAGAAAUUUUCACAAGCAUUAUGCAACAUUGCUGAUGAAGGCGAUGCUGUAAUUGAUCCGAUUUCAAUAGAUUCUCUCGUCGCUAUAGGCAAUUUGAUUCUGGAUCGGUAUCGGGUACCAGUUGGGUCGUCCGAAGAUAAGUACAGCGAGCUUAUCACGGACUUCAUCUCGUCCACCGGGGCGAUGUUAGUGUCCAGUCAAUUUAGUGUACAUCCCGGAACAGUACAGCAAGACAGUAUUGGCUCCGAAUGUGACGACCUCCUUCCCGCGAGAAAUCCAGCUGCGCGUCAACUAAAGAAUAUGACCAAUCCAUCCAUUUUGGCCAUUUUGAAUACAUCAUCAAUCCGGAACUCAAAGAAAGCGCUUGUACUCGAGCUGGCCCAAUCUCGGUACGACGCAUCGAAAGACGGUGAAAGUUUAAGUGAAGAUUCCUCCUUGUUUUCCGACAUUUCAACGGAUAAGAACGAGGAAGGAGAAUUUGGGAAACAGCUAUUACUCCGUCAAUAUGCUACAACAGCUACUCUCCUCUUACAUAGGAUUCGGGAGCUUUUUGUCCUCAGAUUGACUGAGCAGCAGAAGGUGCAGUUUUCGAAUUCCGAGGAAUUUCGUGACACGUUGGCUAGCUCAUUUGAUAUUUGUCGUUCUUACGCAUCGACGGCGAUUUGGUUCAACGAGUUGUCCGAAGAAACACCUGCAGAUUUAAAUGUACUUCUUUCCACAAUAGCGUUGCUCACGGCUGUACAGAAUGCUGGCUUGGUACUCGUUCCAGAGGAGUUGGAACGCAAUUACUUUAUCGGUCUCGCAAGCAUUCUCGAGCAACAGCGCUCCACAAUCGCCUCACUUAUGGAUUGUGAGCUAAGUCGGCAGGAACGAGUCGCUCACCAAAAAGUGGCUAGCCAUCGGGCCCGAGUUGCGGGUAGUGUAAGUUUCCAUAUUGGCCAAAUCUUUGCCGCUCAUCUGUGUACACCAAGCUCGCGACAACUGGUUGCGUCGUCUUUCUUUGAUGAACUUUCAAUUCCUUCUUUGGUCAUUGCUUCCACGAUCGACUCGUUGCUUUGGUUUCGUGAUCUUUCUGUGAAAGACGACCAUCAAUCUCGAGCCGCAGCUUCUUUGCGCAAUUUCUGCUUUUCACUUGACCGAGCGAGCAGAGAGACUCUUCUGGUACCGACCGCUCUUGCGAUAGUUGGCACAAUUGGAGCUCUUGCCUCAACAAAGGAUGGGAAACUACUUCCAGCCAAAAAAGAAUGCUUGCGCAACACAGAUUUGGCAGAGUUCUUCGAUUCCGACGACAGUGCUGUUGACUGGUUAUCCGAUGAUUCAGUUGUUGCCGACAAAGUUGGUCACGAGGAACUGCUCCGUUCUAUAUCCCAGAGCGUACACGCAAUCAGUCUUGUGUUCCAGAGCCUGAGCGCUGAAACAAUGUUGACGUACAAGGAUACCAAAGAAUAUGCCACUGAACAUGGACCGCUCUUGCCCCUUCUGGCGGCACGAGUUUUGAACAUGUAUGCCGAUCGCCUUUUGACUGAAUUUUUGGAAGAUCCAGAGAAGGGAACGAGCACUCUUUCGUCAGACUUUCCUUUCGGCACGCGCUCUGUUGGAGUUUUGCUUGAUUCUGUUCUGUACAAAGUGUACAAAUGUUUGCAUGGUUUUUCCUUCAUUAAUAUGCGAGACGGAAAGGAGUGUUCUGGGCCAACAAUCAUCGACUCUAAACAAAGGACUUUUCUACCGGAAGAUGCGAAGGCUACUGCUGCAUUAUACAGCUGUAUGAUGCGAAGUUACGGGCAGGGAAGGAAAUCGCCGCCAAAGUCGGCACUUGAGCUUCUCACGAGAGCGCUUCCUUCGGCAAUGGAAAGUGAUCUUAGCAGGACGGUCCGUCGAUUCGUCUUUUCCACUGCAAACGGAAGAAUCGGGGCCAACGACAUAGUUUCGAUAAUUAAUCAAGAUGGCGAGCGGCGAGCUGACUUUAAGUGUUUCGAGAACUGGCAUUGGGAGAAGCUUCACGAAAUGGAAGAUAUCAAAGAAGAGAAGGACGAGCUACUAGCUGUUCGACGUGGAGUUAGUCACUUUCUAGCGCAAGGCCCCCUACCAACCUACCAGGACGGAGCGCCCAACGUGCGAGCUGCUUCGGCAAAAGCUGAAGAAGCUUUGUCGCGAAAAUUUAAUGCGAUUCUUGAUGACCUGUGCCACGGCAGUAUUGCUGAUUGCAAAGGAUGGUACAAGGCAGCUCAGUGCCUUCUCGUUAGGUCAGACUUAAUUGCCGAUCGGCUCGGGUUGUCCAAGGGCUUCGUACGAAGCGACCACUUCAACGUUCCAGAGUGGAAGGGUUUCGUGUACGAUACGCUCGCUAUAGAGGAACUUCUCAAGCGUCAAAGUGAAGAGGCUUCUAUCCAUACGAAACACUGGGUCGAAUUCUUAGGCCCGGACCUUUCAAUUUUUUUACACUACAACUGGUCAUCAUUUGAGUCUCUCCGAGCCCUCGCAACUGAAAUGGAGGCCAGUUUGUCUCACUUUGUGGAGACCGAUGACGUGGAUACACUCAAGGCUCGGGAAGCAUGGGAUGAAAUUGAGCACCUCUUCAGAACCAAGGAUUUUGUUGCUUGGCAGGAAGCUUGGGGAGGAUUGUUUGUGUCUUCCCUAAGACAAUUGGCGGCAAGAUGUAUGGCUCUUGGGCUUUACAUUCUGAAUCAGUCGCUAGGCCAUGGCGACCUUGAAAAUAAAGUCGUCCUGUCCGAACUCACAGAGUCUCUUGGUAUGAGCCUUUACGCAGAAUUAAUGGGUUCACAGCUCUACGGUUACCCUAUGCAGGAGAUGCCGCAGGGCCAGAAACGAUGUAUUGCAACAGCUGCCUUAGCUUGUUUUUCACACUCAGUUCAUUUGUCACGCUCAGUAAAUCUUGACAAGCCCGCUGACGUGCCUCGUGCAACUUGGGAUAUCUUGUUUAUGAUUGGGAAGUGCAAUGAAAAGAUUGCUUCGACAUACAGAGCCGAGCGCUUUUCCUUUUCGGCAAUAGACUUGCUGAAUAAGCAAGGCACAAGAUUGUACGAGCAACAUAUGAACAACGCAUUUGAAUCGUACUCUAUUUCAUUGUCAGAAGCCAGAGAAAUUGAACGAGAAGGGGGACUUAUUUUCGAACAAAAUGGAGGGAGCGCACAUGGUUCGACAGAAGUGCUAUAUCGAUUGCAUGCGUCUCGUCUGAAGUGUUUGAUAGCCGCUGUUGAUCGUAGAGAAGACGAGAGGGCUUCUGCCGAGGAAGAAGCGCUACGAUUGACUGAAAAGUAUUGGUUCUCUGCCCCCCAACUUGAUAGUAGAAGAAGUGACGCCAGAGAAAGAAUAUGGGCUGUGCUCGCUGACACCGUUUCAGCUUUAGCUCAAUGUCGAUCAGAGCAUUCCUUCUUCCACCGAUCAGUGUAUCGACACGCUCAGGCACUUAUGUGGGCACCCGUACUCAACGAUCCAAUAAACGAGCGACCAAAUGGGAGCUUCGGAGCAGUUCCUGGCACAAAGGCGGUCAAAGUUAGAGGACUCAACUCUGCCACCAAUGCUGCAGAUAGCGGGGCCGUCGUAAUGUCGACUUUGUUUGACAAGAAACGCAGUCAACUGUGUGCCGUGUGGGUUGCAAACGGCUCCGCCUCUUCUUUUCAGAGUAUAAAUAACUCUGUCCGAAAGUACGACUGUCUACGCGGCAAAUACAUAUCGGCCUAUCUGGAGUGUUUAAAGCUUUCAAAAAGGAGAUCUGACUUGGAGACUUUCUUGCGAUGGACAGCGUCAUGCCACCGUGAUCUUCCAUCUUAUUUUGCAGCCAGUGCUUUCGCCCAAGGAUCUAGUCCCGUAAAAUCACACACACAAGAUUCACUGAUAGUGAGGACACGGUCCCUCUCGUCUUAUCAUUUCCUGACUUCAACAAAACGACUAGCGAACACAGCACUAGCAAACGUCAUUCUUCAAGAAAUAUCCGGACCAAGUGAUCGGAAGGAUCCAGAGACUCAGCUAAAGGCUGCUUAUGGGUGCUUCCUUCGACUCAAUAGCGACCCUGAUGCUUUUAUAAAGUGUAAAUGGUGGAAAUAUCACCGCAGUCCAUCCGGGAUGCGCCCAAUAGCAGACGCUCUGAUGCAUGCUUACAAGAAGAUCGCCAAGAGUCAAAGCCCGUCGACUAACCAAUCGGAUUGGGGGGAAGGCCAAACCUCCGAGACUCUACGCCUCUCUUUAAGGAAAUGCAAAGAGCUUUUCCCCUCGGCGACUGGUAGCUUUCUGUCUAGCAAAGCAUCAAUGAACAAGUCAAAGCGGAAAGUUGACCGAGAAGCCAACGGAUCUGGAACCAAGAGAAAAGAACCCGAUGGCACCUUUACAGCUUUGCGAUCCUUUGUUGUUCCUGUCCCCAAGGGUCUGUCAUCCGCCGAUACAUUUCUAACUUCUAUCAUUAUCGGUUCAACAACCAAAAAAUUACGCUUAACUGUACCCGAGGGCGAGCCUGCGACUCUCCGCUUUUCUCUUCGAGUGCCGGUCAGUGACGAGCCUGAUUGUGGUGCGGAUGCGAGCAGUCAUUUGUGA